UUGCUACAAUGGACCGACAGGCUAAAAGCUAUCAAUUCUACUUCUCCACGUCACCCCAGUGGCUCCAAACAGUUGCAGACCUGGGAAAAGAAUGAUAAAGGUAGUAGAAGAGGUUGAUGCUUACACUCUAACACCAAACAAUGCUUUACACAUCAGAGCCAACUGUAACUUCACUGAUCAGUUUGGUAGGGGGAGAAGGAUUGGAGAGGAGUGGCUGGUUAAAUAUGAUGACACCGAAUCAUACAUACCUGAUGUCACUGAGGAGGUUGUCAAUGAGGUCCAGUUGACUGUUUUAUCCCACCAUCAGUAUUGUGUGGUUGUUAAUCCUCUUGGUGAUGAUGGUAGACCACGCCUUGGCUGUAGGGAACUGAGGAAAGGACCCAAGACAUUCUUCCUUCAUCCUGGUGAGAAGUUUGAGAGAGGGAUACAAGAUGCUAUUAUAUUAGAAUCUGAUGAGGCUCUUCUUGUCACUGCUCAAGAGGAGUUUGACGAUAUUACUGAAGAUGGUAGUAAAGUCCAUCGUACCCCUGGUGAUAGGUGGAUGAUUCAUGGACCAACUGACUAUAUACCUAGAACUGAGAUUGGGAAUAUACAGAGGAGGAAGGCUACUCCAUUGAAUGAGAAUGAAGGGAUUUAUGUUAGAAAUGUUCAGUCUGGACAGGUAAACCAAUACAGUACAGUAUAGUGCUAUAUUAAUACUAACACUGUUGGUGUGUCCAAUACAGUACAGUACAGUACAGUGCUAUAUUAAUACUAACACUGGUGGUGUGUCCAAUACAGUACAGUACAGUACAGUGCUAUAUUAGUACUAACACUGGUGGUGUGUCCAAUACAGUACAGUACAGUACAG
This is a messenger RNA of Amphimedon queenslandica, 850 nucleotides long. Its product is annotated as major vault protein-like. Lineage: Eukaryota; Metazoa; Porifera; Demospongiae; Haplosclerida; Niphatidae. The record is from RefSeq and is a predicted model, not a curated record. Bases 92 to 685 code for a protein of 197 amino acids. The transcript is spliced from 6 exons. Gene Ontology annotation, cellular component: cytoplasm; nucleus.